Messenger RNA from Quercus robur (English oak), 444 nucleotides. RefSeq lists its product as uncharacterized. The record is from RefSeq and is a predicted model, not a curated record. NCBI's taxonomy places the organism in Eukaryota, Viridiplantae, Streptophyta, Magnoliopsida, Fagales, Fagaceae. The transcript is spliced from 2 exons. The coding region runs from base 1 to 444 and encodes 147 amino acids.
AUGAGUGGCCUUGGUGUUUUGACCCACAAGGGAGUCUUGGGUGAAGAAUCCACUAGGGAUGAUGAAAGAUUCACCGGGGAGUAUGAUCUACCGAAAAAAUGUCUUGGUGACUGGAGGAGAAGUCUUCUUAAUGAAAUGAAGGUGAUGUUUGAAAUGAGUAUGGUUGGUGAAUUGACUUAUUUCUUGGGAUUGCAGGUGAAGCAAACGGAUUCCAGAAUCUACAUCAACCAAGCUAAGUAUGCUAUAAAUCUAGUCAAGAGAUUUGGACUUGACAAGGAUGCACAUGCUAGAACACCAAUGGCUGCUAAUGCAAAGUUAACCAAUGAUCCAUCGAGUGAGUCUGUUGAUGUUACAUUAUACAGAAGCAUGAUUGGUUGUUUAUUGUAUUUAAAUGCUAGUCAUCCUGAUAUUGCAUUCAGUGUUGGUGUAUGCUCUAGAUCUUAA